Molecule: messenger RNA, 333 nt
Organism: Colletotrichum aenigma
Lineage: Eukaryota; Fungi; Ascomycota; Sordariomycetes; Glomerellales; Glomerellaceae
Gene: RPC11
Product: DNA-directed RNA polymerase III subunit RPC10
Exons: 3
Coding region: 1-333 (110 amino acids)
Biological process (GO): DNA-templated transcription; termination of RNA polymerase III transcription
Cellular component (GO): RNA polymerase III complex
Molecular function (GO): zinc ion binding; nucleic acid binding; DNA-directed RNA polymerase activity
Source: RefSeq, a predicted model, not a curated record
AUGUUGCUCUUCUGCCCCAACUGCGCAAACAUCCUGACCGUCUCCGCCUACGCCGGCGUCCGCAACCGCCUCGAGUGCCGCACCUGUCCCUUCGAGCACGCCAUCACCGAGCCAAUCUACUCGCGCCGCGAAUUUGAGCGCAAGGAGCGUGAGGACGUCUUUGGCGGUCCCGGCGAGUGGGACAACGCCGACAAGGCGCGCGCGCAGUGCCCCAAGGAUGGAUGCAACGGCGAGGAGGCGGCCUUCUUCCAGGUCCAGAUUCGGUCUGCUGAUGAGCCUAUGACUACGUUCUUCAAGUGCAUGACUUGCGGAACGAGAUGGAGAGAGAACUAA